Messenger RNA from Cynara cardunculus var. scolymus (artichoke), 2032 nucleotides. RefSeq names its product protein-tyrosine sulfotransferase-like. Gene Ontology annotation, molecular function: heparan sulfate 6-sulfotransferase activity. Gene Ontology annotation, cellular component: membrane. The record is from RefSeq and is a predicted model, not a curated record. The coding region runs from base 307 to 1800 and encodes 497 amino acids. The transcript has 12 exons. NCBI's taxonomy places the organism in Eukaryota, Viridiplantae, Streptophyta, Magnoliopsida, Asterales, Asteraceae.
GUAGUUGAUCUGCAAUUACUUGUGUAGAUUCUUAAAUGAAAAAGAAUAUUCAUCAAACAGAAUCUUGAAUCCAGUUUGAAAAAUUUAUGUACCAUGAACUCUAAAUACUCUUUGGUUAUUAUGAUGUAUUGAAAGAAUAUUACUGUGUAAUUAAGAUAAUCGUUUCCCUAGUGAACUUAAAAAGAAGCUGAUUGGUUGAUCCAUGCCUUACAGAUUGCAAGAGUAAUUCUAUCAUAAAUACUUAUCAUGUUGGAGUUACUCUUAUCUAUCUAUGCCUUACUAAGUUAAACUUCUUUCUAGAUAAAAAUGGUAACUUCAUGUGGUCACCUUUGUGUUUGUGGAUGUAUAUAUACAUCCAUAUGUUUACAUAUCUUACUGGAAGUAGUGUAUCCAUCUUCUAGCGCAAUCGACUUUGAGCACUGCAAAAGUUCAGUCAAGCAAUGGGCAUCUUCUUCCCUUCACUCAGAUACCAAGGAUGGUCAUAUUCUCAAGGACUUGCUGUUUUUUCUUCAUGUCCCAAGAACAGGAGGGCGGACUUAUUUUCAUUGCUUUCUGAAGAAAUUGUAUUCUAGUGCUCUAGAAUGCCCACGAUCUUAUGAUAAAUUGCGGUUUGAUCCUGGUUUUGCGUUCUUGUGCAGCAAACCAGAUUGCAGGCUAUUGGUAACUCAUGAUGACUAUAGCAUGAUGUCUAAACUUCCCAGAGAGAAAACUUCAGUGGUAACAAUUCUGAGGAACCCCAUUGAGCGUGUUUUUAGUGCUUAUGAAUUUUCAAUAGAGGUAGCUGCUAGGUUUCUGGUGCAUCCCAACUUGACGUCAGUCAUAAAAAUGUCUGGACGGUUGCGGUCAAAGAAUGGUGGUAUAAGCACUCUCGAGAUAUGGCCAUGGAAGUAUCUGGUUCCUUGGAUGAGGGAGGAUUUAUUCUCGCGGCGAGAUGCCAGAAAGAGAAGGGGUCCACCUUAUUUUUAUGGGAAUGAUUCAUAUAAUAUGGAAGAAAUUGUGAUGCCAUUACAUGAAUACAUUCAUCACCCUGUAGCUCUGGACCUUGUUCACAAUGGUGCCACAUUUCAGGUUGCAGGUUUGACGAAUAAUUCUAAUAUUAAAGGGGCACAUGAACUGCGCCAGUGUGUUAUAACCUAUCAGAUUCUUGGAAAAUAUGUGCUUGAGGUUGCAAAGAAAAGGCUGGACGAUAUGCUGUAUGUUGGAAUCACAGAGGAUCACAGAGAAUCUGCAACAAUGUUUGCAAAUGUAGUUGGCGCGCAAGUUAUUUCUCAGUUAAUGGCAACAACUGUAAAUGAUAGUACAUCAGAACAGGGUCCUUCAUUUUCUGAUUCCAGCACUGAUACAAUUCACGAUCAGGAUAACAGUUCAUCUACUGUUGAAGCGAAAAGCGAAAAUAUGACUGUGGGGAAACUCAUGGAUACCUAUGAGACCUGCAUUUCAUCACUAAGAUCGUCCCAGUCGCAACGGCGUACUGCUUCUUUAAAAAGGAUCUCCCCAGCAAACUUUACGAAGGAGGCACGUCAGCAUGUACCGGAUACGCUUCUUAAAGAAAUCAUUUCGCUCAACAGUCUUGACAUCGAACUCUACAAAUAUGCCAAGGAAAUUUUUCAAAAGCAGCAUCAGAUUAUGGAACAGAAAUUACUUGAUUCUAAUCAAGUUAAGCCUGCGAAAUGGAACAUGAUGCUUAGCAGCAUCGAUUCCGCAUGGACAGUCUUUUACAUUUUCGUGUUUGUGUUCUUGCUUUUCUUCAUCUGCUUCUAUGUAAGUGCAAAAAGAAGAAUAUCUAAACUUAAGGUGUGAAAAUUUUGAUUAAAAUGGAAAUUAUAGCGAUUCGAACAUAUAAAAUAUUAGGAAAUGAAACAUUAAGACACCCCUGUUAAGACAGAUUAGAAAGGUAACAGUGCACAUGAUAUAUUAUGGAGGUCAAAUAUAUUAAUGAGUGAUUUUCAGAGAACUUCUUGUACUUCAAUGUGUCAAAUGUCUACAUUCAAGUUUAAAGCAGGAUUUGGCUGAUUGGUACUUGUUGAAUUCA